Messenger RNA from Manacus vitellinus (golden-collared manakin), 1317 nucleotides. RefSeq names its product sodium- and chloride-dependent creatine transporter 1-like. The record is from RefSeq and is a predicted model, not a curated record. The transcript is spliced from 10 exons. NCBI's taxonomy places the organism in Eukaryota, Metazoa, Chordata, Aves, Passeriformes, Pipridae. Gene Ontology annotation, biological process: sodium ion transmembrane transport. Gene Ontology annotation, cellular component: membrane. Bases 43 to 1317 code for a protein of 424 amino acids.
GGGCUCCGAUCUCCCCGUGCUGCAGGUUUAGGCAUCGCCUCUAUGGUGAUCGUCUUCUUCUGCAACUCCUACUACAUCAUGAUUCUGGUGUGGGGGCUCUUCUACCUGGUGCACUCACUGACGGACACCCUGCCCUGGGCCACCUGUGGCCACUCCUGGAACACGGACCAGUGCACGGAGCUCUUCAACCUGGACCUCUGCUACAAUGUCAGCACUAAUGCCACUGCCAGCACUUGGACCUCCAACUUCAGCUGCGCUGACAUGACCAACAAACGCUCACCUGUCAUUGAGUUUUGGGAGAACAAGGUGCUGCGGCUCUCUGGGGGCAUUGACGAGCCGGGGGAGAUGAACUGGCAGAUGAUCCUCUGCUUGGUCACCACUUGGGUCGUUGUCUACUUCUGCAUCUGGAAGGGUGUAAAGUCGACUGGGAAGAUUGUCUACUUCACGGCACUCUUCCCAUAUGUGGUCCUCAUCCUGCUGCUGGUCCAUGGGGUAACACUGCCUGGUGCACUGGGUGGCAUUGUCUACUACCUGAAACCCGACUGGACCAAGCUGGUUGAGGCACAGGUCUGGAUUGAUGCCGGCACCCAAGUCUUCUUCUCCUAUGCCAUCGGGCUGGGCGCCCUGACCGCGCUGGGCAGCUACAAUCGCUUCCACAACAAUUGCUACAGGGGCUUCGUCGUCUUCUCCGUGCUUGGCUUCAUGGCCUCUGAGCAAGGCGUGGACAUCUCCAAGGUGGCCGAGUCCGGUCCCGGGCUGGCUUUCAUCGCCUACCCUAAAGCUGUGACGCUGAUGCCCUUGUCCCCGCUGUGGGCCACGCUCUUCUUCAUCAUGCUCCUUGUGCUGGGGCUGGACAGCCAGUUUGUCGGCGUGGAGGGUUUCAUCACGGGCAUCCUGGACCUGUUCCCCCAGCCAGGGGCUGGCUCGCUGCGCCGUGAGCUCACUGCUGCGCUCUGCUGCAUCGUCUGCUGCCUCAUUGACCUCUCCAUGGUCACACAGGGCGGCAUGUACGUGUUCCAGCUCUUUGACAACUACUCGGCCAGCGGGAUCACGCUGCUGUGGCAGGCUUUCUGGGAGUGUGUGGUCAUUGCCUGGGUCUAUGGCGCCGACCGCUUCAUGGACGACGUGGCCCGUAUGAUCGGCUAUCGGCCCCUGCCCGUCAUGAAGUGGUGCUGGGCUGUGGUGACACCCCUGGAGCUACUUGUGUCGGGGCUACUUGACUUCGGGGCUCCCUGCCCUGUGCCACGGGAACAGCCCUGGGCUGGGGAGGGCUGUGUGGACAAGGGGAUGAGGCAGCUCGUGGGCCUGGGCAUGUAG